UAUAAGUCAAAAGUCACCAGCCCAUUCAAACGGCCUCUAGUUCCCUCAACCCGACCCAUUAACCCAACGGCCCGUCCAGCCAACAACAGUUCAAUCUCAGGUGAAUCUAACUUCAAAAAAAUUUCACCGGGAAAUCAAGAUUCCAAGUAUCUCCGAGAUAUGGAUGUUACUUUGGCUACAAUAUUGUUGGGUAUCUUGUUAUCUCUGCUUAUUGUCAUACCAAGACUGUACAGUAAAUCUGAUCAGCCCAAAAAGGUCACCUUGAAUGCUCAAAAUAAGGCAGUAAAAUCAUAUAGCAAAGCCGAAGUUGCACUGCAUAACAAGAGAACUGAUUGCUGGAUUAUUAUCAAAGAUAAGGUGUUUGAUGUUACCUCGUAUGUCGAAGAACACCCAGGGGGUGAUGCUAUCCUAGCACAUGCUGGAGAUGAUUCAACUGAAGGUUUCUAUGGGCCACAACAUGCUACACGCGUAUUUGAGAUGAUUGAUGACUUCUGCAUCGGAGAUCUUGAAAAAUAAUUGCUUGCUUUGAUUGAUUGGUUAGAAAAUGUUAUCUGAAGACAAGAUUCGAGGGGCUCGCAUGCCUCGUGAUGAAGCAUCAGUUAUGUCUACGAAGACCUAUUGCCAUCUUCCCAUAUCAAGCUCUGCAUUGCUGAUUUUCCCGAGUUCAGUUGUACUGUCAUCUACUUUGUUAAUCAGCUUAGCAUGGAUUUGAAACCCAAUUUUUCAUGCCCUUUGGUGUAUGUGCCUUGGCAUCUAGUUAUUGUUAUUUCCAAUUUCCAUGCCUUGUGUUCCUUAGUCCCCUUCAAGUUGACAGAGUA
Messenger RNA from Lycium ferocissimum, 818 nucleotides. Its product is annotated as cytochrome B5-like protein. Lineage: Eukaryota; Viridiplantae; Streptophyta; Magnoliopsida; Solanales; Solanaceae. Gene Ontology annotation, molecular function: heme binding. The transcript has 6 exons. Gene Ontology annotation, cellular component: intracellular membrane-bounded organelle; membrane. Bases 160 to 516 code for a protein of 118 amino acids. The record is from RefSeq and is a predicted model, not a curated record.